ACAGACAUGCUUUCGAGCAGUGCGUGUAGUGCCAGGCGAUAUUCAGUCAGUCGAGAGCGGACGGCAACCGCCACAACAACUUGAUUAAAAGAACUCUCAGCACAGGCAAUUUUGGCACAACACCCAACAACAACAACGACAGGAACACCAACACCAACUACAAAAACAGAAACAACAACGACGACAUUAGAAAAAAUAUUAAAAAGGCACAAAGAAUCAGGAAAGCAGCUAUGUCAGCUACGAGCUACAACAACAGCAACAACAACAACGAAAGCAAUUGUUGCAAUUAAAGCCGCAGCUUUUUUUUCCGUUACUUUUUGCAGCAAACAAACAGCUGUGUGAGUCAGUCAAAGCACUUGUUCGUGUGCGUGUGCGUGCGUGAGUGUGUGUGUUGCAGCCGAUAUGCUGCUAACGGCACAAAGUACUCUUAAUUCAGAGCAUUAUUAGCAAUUAUAGCACACACAUCACACCAAUCACGCCCCCACUUCCCCUCCACCCCCUCAUUCAACCCCGCCCCAGUCCACUACACAUACACAUACACAUACACACAGACACACACUGACACUAUUCCUAGUGAUGUCCUGAUGUGUGCGCGCGAUUACAUAAAAAAAAUAAAGCAAAGGAAGAGCGAAAAAGGGAAACAACUACAACUAAAUUAGUCACUCAUCAUUUAUUGAUUGUGCGAAGAACGAACAACGAGCAACGAACAACGAACAAGAACAACAAUAACUAAUACUUGCAACCAGUUAAACAAACGUCGCCUAGUCGCCGAUUGCUUUCUAGGCAUACAAAAAAAAUCAAUAGACAACAGGAGUAGCAGCAGCAGCAGAGACAAGACAAAACAACGGCAAUAACAACAGCAACAACAACAACAACAAGAAGAACAGCGAUUAAUAGACGACACACAGAAAAGUAAAAGAAAGGAAGCGAAGCGAAGACGACGGCGCAGCUGACUGAGCAGCAUAAUCGGAAUAGGAACAGCAAAGAUGAUUUCACUGCCGCUUCUGUUACUGUUCAUCUCGCUGCCGGCGCUGGCGCUGACUGAGAAUGUGACGCUGACGUCAACGGCCGUUGGUGAGGCGGGCGGCGCUGGCUUAAGCACAGCUGCGCCUCCACAAUUGCCGCUGGCCAAGGAUUAUGAAAAUACCAACAACAGCAACAACAACAACGAUGCCAUUUAUGAGCAAACCAACAACAACAACAGCAACAACAGCAAUAGUAAUGCAGCACUGGCCGCAUCAACAACGACAACAACAGCAACGGCAACAACAUCAACAACGACAACCAGCAGCAGCAGCAGCAGCGCAGCAGCAACUUUGGCGUCCAUUGAGCAGCAGCCGGAAACCACAGCGAAUGUUGGCGUUGCCGUUGCAGCGUUGCCGCCCACAGGCAACACGACCACCUCCAGCAGCAGCAGCAGCAGCAGCAGCAGUGCUGCAGCAGAGGGUGCACCAGCAACCGCAUCGCCGUCUCCACCGCCGCACGAGAUAAUUGGCUCGGCGACACCGACGAAGAACGAACAGGAUUCGAUAUUGCGGGCACUGGACUGGCUGAAGGAGAAGCGCGCCUUGGACUAUGGCUGGGGCAACGACACCCAUGUCGUCAUCCUGGCCAAGGAGUUGUCAGGCGGGCGGGAUCCCAAUGAGAGCGCCGAUGCGCAUAUGCUGGUCAUUCAGGAGCUGGAGGAUACGCUCUCCGUCAAGGAGAUGGAGAUUGAAAUACUGGCGAUGCUCGAUCGCCAUCAUACGCUGCCCCGUCCCCUCAAUCUGGACAAGCUGGCGCGCUAUGUGCUUGCGCUGGGUUCGCUGUGCAAGGAUCCAAAGCAUUUCCAUGGACACGAUCUGGUUGCGACGCUGCAACAUCAUGAGCCCGCCCAGGACAUUGAGUUCGCUUUGACCACGCUGUCCGCGUGCAGCUCGGCAGCGCAUGUGCGCAAGCGCCAGAUCCGGCGACUCCUCGACAUCGCCAGCGGUGUGACGGAUCAGAGUGUGGAUGCCAUUGCCAUGGUCAUAUUGGCGCUGCGCUGCAUCGUCACCGACCAUCGCCAUCGGCAUCUGCAGCACUUUGUGCGACGACCGGCCCGCGGCCUGGCCAGCCUCCAGGAUCAGCGUGGCAGCUUUGGUUCGUUGCGCAGCACGGCGCUUGCCAUGCAGGCGUUGCAGGAUCUCGAAUAUGAUCCGGCUGGCCAUUGGAAUCGCACAGCCGCAUCACGUUAUAUAUUGAGUCGGCAGCGUGCCGAUGGCGGCUGGAGCGAGGAGCCAUUGCAGGAUGGCCAGGAGCCGGAUAUUGGUGUCGGUCUCACAGCCGACAUCAUUCUGGCCCUAGGCUGGAAGGGUCUGGGCGCUGUCCGUGCCCUUCAGUGUGAUCAUGUCAUCCGCGAGAGCAGCGAUCCCACAGAGAAUGGUGAACCAAAGCUGGCAUUGCCGUUCGGGCUUAGCUCCUCGGCUGAGGAGUCGGAUUCGAAGAACAUCUCAUACACGUAUACCUUGUGGGUGGGCUCCAAUGUGACCGAAGCCUUCUCCCUCUCUCUGAUAUCCCCCAAGAACACGAGCUUCUUCAAGGCAAUGACUCAGGCCGCCGAUAUGGAUCCAAGAUUCAUUUUCGAGGCGCGCGAGUGGCCCAACGGACACUACGUCCACACCCUCUAUGGCAAGAAGGAAGAGCCGCGGGGAUACCACUACUGGCUGCUGUACAGAUUGCCCGAGUUACCUGAUCCGAACAAUACGCCUGGGAAUCAGCUUAUUGCGCCUGUUGGUGUGGAUGAGCUAAUGGUCGAGGAUGGUGAACACUAUCUGUAUUGGUAUAAGAAACUUUAAGCACAUGAAGCGAUUUGCCAGCCUUAGUCACUACAACUAAAGUUAACCCACAAAGCAAAAGCAAAAGCCACUAGGCGAGGAUAUAGCAGCUAACACUAUAAGCAAAAUCAAACAGAAACUACAACUUCAUCAUUCAUUAACGGCAACUGUAAUUGCAACUAAUGCAACUGCAUCCAUAUGUGUAUGUGUAUAUGUAUGUGGCUCUCUAUAUACAUACAUACAUACAAUAAUACACACAUACAUACAUACUAUACAUACAUAUAACUGCAUAAUAAUGGCAUUAUCAAAACUGCAUUAGCCCACACACAAAUUCGCAUAGACAGCGAAAGGCUUACGAAGUCAAGUUAUACAUCCAAGCAUACAUAAUACAUACAUGCCUACAUACAUGCAUACUAUUUACAUACAUGCCUACAUACAUGCAUACUAUUUACAUACAUACAUUCAUACAUACUACCUUUAUACAAAUAUACCUUAACGUUAGCUUACUAAUGUGUUAAGGUUAUACGCAACCAAGGAAAAUGGCAAAAGUAAUUCAAAAGCUACAAAAAACAAAAUUAUAACCUUAUGCACUACUCGAAGGCAGGUUGCUUCAUGUGCCUGUCAAACUUUAUGUUACGCAGUCUAAUAUCCUUUUAAUCAAAAAAAAAAAAAGAAAAAAGAAAAGAGAAAAAAAAAACAAAAAUGUUUGUAAAUUGUGUGCUUAAAAGCUUGCAACUAACUGUUUUUUGCUUUCAAGUAGGCAACUCUGCAAUUAAGUAACAUAACUUCAUGUCAAAUAUUUAACAUCCACAUUUCAAGAAUAUCUAAAACCAAAAGAAAUCAAAUUCAGUUUGACGGCAUGUGAAACACACCUUGAUAACUUUGACAGGCACACGAGAAAAACAGGCCAAAAGAAAUAGCGACGACUUUACACACACACACACACACACACACACAGCAAGAAAACGGCAAGUCGUAGAAAGCUUUUCCCCAUCUUUCUCUCAUUUUCCGUUGUCGAAAAAGAAAGCAAACAAAUGUGAGAUUAGCUCAUUUGUCACUCCGUCCGUUUUGGAGAUUGAGAGCCUAAUGUUUGGAUGCAGAGAAUCCGUUGCUUGCUGUAACACUCAAUCACACACACAGACACACACAGACACACACACACAAACACACAGAAAACGCUUUACAUGCUAUUGAGAGAGGCUAAAGUGAAUAACAUAAAUAAAUGAAAGCGUUCGUCAGUCCAAGCAAAGCAUGUUAUACCAAACACCGUACGUAACAAUAAGUGAUUGAAAAUCAUCCCUAGACAUACCUAAACAUAUACAUAUAUCUCUAUAUAUAUAUAUCUAUAUAU
Molecule: messenger RNA, 4146 nt
Organism: Drosophila grimshawi
Lineage: Eukaryota; Metazoa; Arthropoda; Insecta; Diptera; Drosophilidae
Exons: 6
Coding region: 987-2816 (609 amino acids)
Biological process (GO): cobalamin transport
Molecular function (GO): cobalamin binding
Source: RefSeq, a predicted model, not a curated record